Penicillium cataractarum is the source of this 1209-nucleotide messenger RNA. Its product is annotated as FAD-dependent oxidoreductase. The record is from RefSeq and is a predicted model, not a curated record. Gene Ontology annotation, molecular function: FAD binding. NCBI's taxonomy places the organism in Eukaryota, Fungi, Ascomycota, Eurotiomycetes, Eurotiales, Aspergillaceae. The coding region runs from base 1 to 1209 and encodes 402 amino acids. The transcript is spliced from 2 exons.
AUGGAUCCCGUGCUUAUCGUCGGUGCUGGCAUUGUCGGCCUGACCCUGGGCCAAGCCCUGAAACAGAAGAACAUUCCCUUUGAGAUUUACGAACGCGAUGCGACACCCGAUGCCCGUGGCCAGGGAUGGGCUAUCACCCUGCACUGGGCGCUAGAGUAUAUGUGGAAGAUGUUGCCUGAAGAGACACUCGCGCGUAUUCAAGCCGUCCAAGUCGACCCGGACGUGGCGCGGAAUGAUAAUGGCAACUUCCUCUUCAUCAAUCUCGAGACUGGGGAGCCCAAAUAUAAGAUUCCUCCCAGUACUCGAUGGCGAGUGAAUCGGGAGAAGACCCGUCGGGCUUUGCUACAGGGGAUUGAGGAUCAUGUCCACUGGGGCCGACGAGUAGUUGGUGUAAACCUGCCCAACGAUUCCAACAAAGUCCAAUUGGUCUUUGAAGACCAGACCUCCGUGACGGGUCGUAUCGCCGUCGGUGUCGAAGGAAGUCGCUCGAUGGUGCGACAAAUUCUGCGCCCAGAUUCAUUCAACAACUCCCCUCUUAACAUCAACUUUACCGGUGUCGCCGUCGACUUGACACCAGAUCAGAUCAAGCCCUUGAGGGAUAUGGACCCAUUACUGUUCCAGGGAUGCCAUCCACCCUCGGGAGCCUUCUUCUGGUUCUCCAUGCUGGAGACACCUCAAGUAAACGGGACGGCAGGAACGGCAGAUGAACGAUAUCGCGCUCAAAUAUGCAUGUCCUGGCCAGUAACGGGGCCCGAGGACGAGGUUGCCGUGACGGAUGAGGCUCGCCUGGCGAAUAUGAAACGCCGUGCGCAAGGAUUUGUACCGUUUUUGCGAGAGUCGGUGGACCGCAUUCCGGAUGGCACGCCAGUGACAGAGAUCAAGUUGGCGGACUGGGAGUGUCUGUCGUGGGAUAACCAUUCUGGUCGAGUCACGUUGGCUGGUGAUGCUGCUCAUGCAAUGACAAUGUACCGGGGAGAAGCAGCCAAUCAUGGCCUACUCGACGCAUAUCGACUAAUGGAAGCCAUUGUAAAAAUUUACGAUGGCUCCGCAACGCCCUCAGUGGCUAUUGAUGAAUUUGAGACGGAGAUGAGGACUCGAACCAGUCGUGCUGUACGAUUGAGUCGGCAAGCUUGUGUAGAUGCACAUGAUUGGAGUCGACUGGACGAGACGUCUGCCAUUUUAACGAAGAGGGCCAUUGUCGGGGAAUAA